AUGCCGACAGACCACCCCUCAACCUUGUAUCCCCAGUCGUCCUCCUUGGGUUCCUUGUCCUGCCAAACCAUUCUGCCCCAAUCCCUACCUGGCUUCAGUCACCUGGCGCCUCUCCCUAAAUUCUUGGUUGGCCUGGCUCUAAGGAACGCCCUGGAGAACAUGGGCUGCCUGGCUGAAGCCCAGGCCCUGCAAACACAGCUCUACCGCUGGGGUGGUGUGAAGGCCACCCGUGGCCUCAUCCAGCAUCUUCAAGGGCUCCAGCAAGCAGACCGAAGCACCCACAGCCAAGUCUCCACUGAAGCCCUGGUCUCUGCCCUGGGACUGUUGGCCCUGGAGCAGACAGGCCUGGGGCGGGUCCAGCGUGCCCUCCCCAGUGAGAUCUGUGAGAACAAGCGGGAGCAAGGUGUGUACAGUCUGGUACGGCUGCUGCCCACAGUGGGAACCUUCUACAACCUGGGCACAGCUCUGUAUUACGCUGCUUACAACUGCUCAGACAAGGCCCACCAGCGGGGCCAGGAAGGCACCCUGGAUCUGGGCUAUGAUCUGCUGAUGGCCAUGUUCGGGCUGUCGGAAGGCCCCAUGGGUCUAGUCAUCAGUACUGCACUUAAGCCUGCAAUCAAGACCGGGGUUCAGCGGCUGAUCCAGUAUUAUUAUGCUGAGCAAGAGGCCAGCACUCCUUGGCCUGAGAGCAGCAUCCAGGGCUUGGGAGGUAUCCUGGCUAUGAGUGACUCAGAAGAAACAAAGACUCCUGCUCCUUGGGACUCCAAAGUGGCUGAUUAG
Molecule: messenger RNA, 780 nt
Organism: Ochotona princeps (American pika)
Lineage: Eukaryota; Metazoa; Chordata; Mammalia; Lagomorpha; Ochotonidae
Gene: APOF
Product: apolipoprotein F
Exons: 1
Coding region: 1-780 (259 amino acids)
Biological process (GO): cholesterol metabolic process
Source: RefSeq, a predicted model, not a curated record